Panicum virgatum (switchgrass) is the source of this 2832-nucleotide messenger RNA. Its product is annotated as acetyl-coenzyme A synthetase, chloroplastic/glyoxysomal-like. The record is from RefSeq and is a predicted model, not a curated record. The coding region runs from base 185 to 2563 and encodes 792 amino acids. Gene Ontology annotation, molecular function: AMP binding; acetyl-CoA synthetase activity. NCBI's taxonomy places the organism in Eukaryota, Viridiplantae, Streptophyta, Magnoliopsida, Poales, Poaceae. The transcript is spliced from 18 exons.
CGAAGUAACCCCCAGCGCGCACGUAUAAACAGCCGGGGCGCGGCCGCGCGGGCGUCUCCACCUCCUCCGCUCCCGUCACCGGCGACAGCAGUAGUCGUACUAGGCUACCAGCAGCAGCAGGAAGAGCACGCUAGCGCCGCCGCCGCCUACCAUACCGUCUCCGAGUGCCACCAGAAAAGAGGGUAUGGUGAAGCCAAUCCGGCCUCGCUUUCCCGCCCGCUUGAUUUGCCUCCUCCACCAGCCGGCGGCCGACGGCCGGGAGCAACCCAAAAAGUCAGAGGGGAAUUGGCCCACGGCCAGGCCGCCAGCAGCGGAGCUGAGGCGAGGUGAGGUGAGCGGAGGCCAUCAGGGGGGGCCGCGCGGCGUCAUGGCCCAGCAUAUAUACGCCACCACCAACAGCGGGUGCGCGACCCCGCUGCUCUCCCCCGCGCCGGCCCUCCUCCAACCCCUCCUCCCCUCGCGGUUGCCGCGGCGCCGGACCAGCCCCAUGGGCGCGACCGGCCACCUGGCGCUGUCCGCCGCCAAGCCGCGGAGCGGCCGCAGGCCGUGCGCGGCCGUGCUGGGCGAGCCGCUGCCGGCGCUCGACGACGCCGGCCUCCUCGUCCACCCCAGCGCCGACUUCGCCGCCCGCGCCCUCGUCUCCUCCGAGCAGCAGUACCGGGAGAUGUACCAGAGGUCGAUCGACGACCCUGCCGGAUUCUGGUCGGAGAUCGCGGAGGAGUUCUACUGGGAGCAGAGGUGGGACCCUGACGAAGUUUGCUCCGAGAACCUCGACGUGACCAAGGGACCAAUCAAGAUCGAAUGGUUCAGAGGGGGGAAGACCAACAUAUGCUACAAUGCGGUGGACCGCAAUGUGGAGUCUGGCAAUGGGGACAAGAUUGCCAUGUACUGGGAGGGGAACGAGCCCAGUCAGGAUGGGAAGCUCUCAUACUCCGUGCUCUUGGACAAGGUUUGCCAGCUGGCGAAUUACCUGAAAAGUGUUGGUGUUGGAAAGGGUGAUGCUGUGGUGGUCUACCUACCGAUGUUGAUGGAGCUGCCCAUUGCAAUGCUUGCAUGUGCUCGGAUUGGUGCAGUUCACUCGGUUGUGUUUGCUGGCUUCUCUGCUGAUGCACUAGCACAAAGAAUUGUUGACUGCAAGCCUAAGGUUGUGAUUACCUGCAAUGCUGUGAAAAGGGGGCAGAAACUCAUCCCUCUGAAAGAUAUAGUUGACACUUCUCUGGUUGAAAGUGCAAAGAAUGGAGUUGAUGUAGGUAUUUGCUUGACAUAUGAAAAUCAGUCAGCACUGAAUAAAGAAGACACACGAUGGAAACCAGGAAGAGAUGUUUGGUGGCAGGAUGUUGUGCCCAAUUUCCCAACUAAAUGUGGUGUGGAAUGGGUUGAUGCAGAGGAUCCAUUGUUUCUUUUGUACACAAGUGGCAGCACAGGGAAGCCAAAGGGUGUGUUGCAUACAACUGGGGGCUAUAUGGUCUACUCUGCUACAACAUUUAAGCAUGCAUUUGACUACAUGCCAGGAGAUGUAUACUGGUGCACUGCAGACUGUGGUUGGAUUACUGGACAUAGUUAUGUGACAUAUGGUCCUCUGUUGAAUGGAGCCUCAGUUCUCAUUUUCGAAGGGGCUCCAAAUUACCCUGAUCCCGGUCGGUGUUGGGACAUCGUUGACAAAUAUGGAGUGACAAUAUUUUAUACUGCACCAACACUUAUACGCUCACUCAUGCGUGAUGGUACUGAGUAUGUUGAUCGGUACUCUCGCAAGUCCCUCCGAGUGCUUGGAAGUGUAGGUGAGCCAAUCAACCCAGCCGCAUGGAGAUGGUUCUAUGAUGUAGUUGGUGACUCACGAUGCCCCAUAUCAGAUACUUGGUGGCAGACUGAAACUGGUGGAUUCAUGAUCACUCCUUUACCUGGUGCUUGGCCUCAAAAACCAGGAUCAGCAACAUUUCCUUUCUUCGGUGUGCAGCCAGUCAUUGUUGAUGAGAAAGGGCGAGAAUUGGAAGGAGAAUGCAGUGGAUAUCUUUGCAUAAAGAAGUCAUGGCCUGGGGCUUUCCGAACUCUCUAUGGAGAUAAAGACAGAUAUGAGACGACAUACUUCAAACCAUUCGCUGGAUAUUAUUUUUCGGGUGAUGGCUGCAGCAGGGAUAAAGAUGGCUACCACUGGCUGACUGGAAGAGUUGAUGAUGUUAUCAAUGUGAGUGGACACCGGAUUGGGACAGCUGAAGUUGAGUCUUCUCUGGUUUCACAUCCAAAAUGCGCCGAGGCCGCUGUUGUUGGCAUUGACCAUGAGGUUAAAGGCCAAGGAAUAUAUGCUUUCGUGACUUUGGUGGAUGGUGUUCCCUACAGUGAUGAUCUAAGAAAAAGCCUCGUUAUGACAGUCCGCAGCCAGAUUGGCGCAUUUGCUGCUCCUGACAAGAUCCACUGGGCACCGGGGCUCCCUAAGACACGAAGCGGGAAGAUCAUGCGAAGGAUUCUGCGGAAAAUCGCAUCCAGGCAGCUCGACGAGCUCGGCGACACAAGCACGCUUGCUGACCCUGGUGUUGUCGACCAGCUGAUUUCGCUCAGCGACAGCUGAUCUAUGGGCUAUGCCUGAUCACUGCGUGCGCUACACGUUGUGUAAAACUCAACUUGUGUGCGGUCAGCGCUCGACCCACCAUUCUCUGGUUUCUUCGGUGUUUGGGGGGAAUGGCAACCAAAGAGAGAUGAUGCCGUGCGUCUGUAAAUUGUUGGAUCACAGUCACAGAUAGUACUAUAGUAGAUAGAUUGGUAAAUAAGGAAAUUACUGUAAGUGCAAGUUUUGGGUACAUCGAAAGUUAUAUAAUGAUACAAGUUGGCAUUUUAUUA